AUGGUCAUGUCCGAGGACAUACCGCCCAGCUUCUUGCAGAAGCCUCAGCUCCACCAGGAAGAAGACGGGAACAGGCUCGUCUUCGACUGCCACCUCCUCGCCAGCCCCAAGCCGGAUGUCGCCUGGUUUCGCGGCGAGAAGGAGGUGAAAGAGGACCAAAGGACGGCCGUCCGGGUCAAAGAGGUUUCGCCGAAUACCUACAAGGUCACGUUGGAGCUGGAUGACGUCAUCGAGAGCGACGGUGGACUUUACAAGGUCAAGGCCAAAAACAAGUUUGGUGAAGUCGCCGCGUCCAUCAAUUUGAACUUCAGCCCGGUCGACGAGCCUCGAGAGAAGCAAAUAGACGGGAUCGCGCCGACAUUCGCCAAGAAGCCGACGAUCCGGCAGGAAGAAGACGGGAAGAGGCUCCUGUUCGAAUGCCGAGUUCAAGCGGAUCCCCAGCCGUCUUUCAUCUGGUCGCACGACGGGAAGGAACUCCCACCUUCCGGGCGCUUCAAGGUCUCAGUGGAGAGAGAUGGCACCACGUACAAGAGCGUCCUGGAAAUCAAAGAUGUGACCGUGGAAGACGCCGGGAAAUACAAAGUCACCGCGAAGAACGAGCUGGGAGAAAGCAACGCCACUAUCAGCCUCAAUUUCGACAGUGACGAAGCACCGACUCCGAAAGAUGGGAUCAAGCCGACUUUCACGGAACGCCCUGUGAUCCGCCAAUCUGAAGAUUGCUCAACAGUCACCUUCGAAUGCCGGCUCGUCGGCGACCCCGUUCCUACCGUCGCCUGGUACCACGGAGGACAAGCGGUGCGAGAGGGCGGGAGAUACAAGAUGUCGAUGCAAGAGGACGCCAAGCUCUAUCACAUCGUCAGACUCGUGAUCAUCGGGGUGAAUGCCGAGGACGGGGGGGAAUACAAAGCCGUCGCACAGAAUAAACACGGCGAAGGCGUCGCCAAUAUCAAUCUCAACUUCGAGGGAGCCUCAGAGAAGCCCAAAAUCCCAGACGGGAAGGCCCCGAGAUUCCCGAAGAAGCCGACGAUCCGCCAGCAGGGAGAGACCCUGAUCAUGGAAUGCAUCCUGGAGGCGAACCCAGCCCCGGAGAUCAAGUGGUUCCAGGGCACGAAGCAGAUCGAGUCCUCGGCCCGGACGCGGAUGACCCAGAAGGUGACGGGGAAGGACACCUACCUCCUCACCCUCGAGAUCAUGAACCCGACCAAGGGCGACGGCGGGAGCUAUCGGUGCAAUGCUCAUAACGUGUGCGGCGAGAGCAAUGCCAAUAUCGCCCUCAACUUCCAAGGAGGCGACGAGGAAGAAGAGAAACCGGACGGUUUCGCUCCCACGUUCGUGGAGAAGCCGCGAAUCGUCCCCAACGCGACGGGGACUUUGAUCACGAUGAGAUGCAAGGUCCGGGCGAAACCCACACCGGAUUUCACUUGGUACAAGGGGAAAAGCACGGAUCCUGGUGGAGACGAUGCCGGAUCGUAUCGCUGCCACAUCACAAACAAAUUUGGGGAAGUGAAUGCAAACCUCAACCUCAACAUAGAAGUCGCCCCUGUGAUCAAGAUCCAGCCCCGAGUGAAGCGCGUGGUGAAGAAGGAGACGAUCGUGAUCGAGACCGUCAUCGUGUCCCAGUCCAAGCCGAACGUGGUCUGGUACAAGGAGAGCAACACCAUCCGCGAGGACACCCGGCACUUCGUGCACAUCGAGGAGGUCUCGAAGGGAGAGUUCGCGAUCAAGCUGGAGAUCGAGAAGGUCACCGACAAGGACAAGGGCACGUACAAGUGCGUGGCGAAGAACGAGAAGGGAGAGGCGCAGUCCAUGACGGUGGAGGUCACGGAGAUCCCCGAGCCGGAGGAGAAGAAACCCAAGGGAGAGAAACCCAAGAUUGCUCAAGGACUCAGCGCUCAGGACGUGAAAGCUGGAGACACGGCUGAGUUCUCUGUCAAAUUGGCCAAUGCCGACAAGAAUGCCAAAGUAACUUGGUAUCGAGGUUCAAAGGUGGUGACGGAGAGCCGAAGCCUCACGGUGAGCUUCACGGGAACGAUCGCGAAGCUGGUCAUCCGCGAAUGCGAGUUGGACCAUUCCGGGACCUACAAGUGCGUCGUCGAAAACGAAUUCGGGAAGGAAGAAUCUUCCGCCGAACUCGUCGUCAAAGAAGAUCCUAAAAAGAAAGAUGAAGAAAAGAAAAAGAAGGAAGAAGAGGAGAAAAAGAAGGCUGAGGAAAAGAAGAAGGAAGAAGAGAUGAAGAAAAAGGAGGAAGAGAAGAAGAAAGAAGAGGCGAAGAAGAAGGAGGAAGAGAAGAAAAAGGAGGAAGAGAAGAAAAAGGUGGAAGAAAAGAAAAAGGAGGAAGAGAAGAAAAAGGUGGAAGAGAAGAAAAAGGAGGAAGAGAAGAAAAAAGAAGUGAAGAAGGUAGAGGAAAAGAAAAAGGAAGAAGUACCGAAGAAGAAGGAACCGAUCCCGAAAAUCUCAAUACCAGAGGAAGACGUGAAAGAAGACAUCAAGACCGAAGUGAAGAUCGAAGAACCGAAAAUCGAGGACACGAAGAAGCCGAAGCCCAAGGGGAAGGUCGAACCUACACCUUCGAAACCGGAAAGUAGCACUCCCGUUGAGAAGCCGAAAGCCAGGAUCUUCGAAGAGGAUUUCCGCAAAGUCCGGCUCCUAAAAACGCCCAAGAUGGAGCGGGCCAUGGAAGAGAAGGAAGGCUUGGACGUGGAAUUGCAUCAGGUGAAGAGGGAAAGCACGCCCGUUUCCGACAAAGAUUCCUAUCAUCUCAAGCCUUUCAAACACGAGUUCAAAGUCGUCGAGGACUUUCGUAAGGUGGUACUCCAAAAGACGCCCAAAAAAGAAAAAGAGGAAGAAGAAGAAGUAUCUGAUAUUGCCCUGAAAAGCGUCCAGAAGCCUCAAAGCGAGCUGCAAAUCCCCGAAAAGGACAAACCCCGUUUAGACACUCUGAAGCCGAAAGAAGGCAAAAUAGGAGAAUGGAAUAGGGUCGAAGAGAGAAGGGCGUCUCAGCCUAAAACCGCUUCGAUCAAGGAGCCGAAGAAGGAGCCUCCGACGCUGAACUCAGAAGAAGCGUGUGCUAAUCGCAUGCCAAUAUCCCGACGUUCAUCAGUGGCAAGUAUUGACUCUUUAACGAGCGGUCAGAUUGCAUGCGAAUCCCCCCCGAUCCCGACCAUCAAACUGGAACGCAAGGCAACGAUGCUCUCGGAUGAGAUGAGGAACCUGCUCGACCGAUCCCCGAGCCCAGAUCCGAACAGCAGUUCCGAAGACGUGUCGAUUCAGGAAAAGCCCCGCCGAUCCAGCCAUUCCGGGAUGCACUGGACCCCUCAGCGAUUCCUUUCCAUGCCGGGACUCAGCACCCAAUCCUUACCGAGUCUGGGGCAACAUCGGAGAUCCAUUCAGCACGGCUCUCCCCCAGCCGGGUUGAGAAGGCCUUCCAUAUCGAGAUACCUGCUGAUGAAAGGGGCCUUGACUCACCCGGAGACACCGCAGGAAACGCCUCCGGAAGGAAGCCCAGACCACAGUCCAAAGCACAGCAUUUCCGAGACGACCGGCUCCAAUUCCCGUUCGAGUUUCGACGGCGGCACUAACGUCUUCAAAAGCAUCAUCAAGGUCGUCCUCGAUCGCCCCCCCUCCUUGAUCUUCCCCUCUUGGAAAGGUCUCUCUCUGGGCAGGUACAGCGUGACGCUGGAGGAAUUAGAGGAGAUGUACCAGCCAAAGAUCAUACCCCCGGAAAUCAAAGAGCCGGAUUCGAAAGAGAUGAGUCCGAAGCCGGAUUCUAGACGUGGAUCCCUGGCCCCCGUGAUGGGACGAAGGGGGUCUCUCAUACCCCCCGAAGUUAUGGAACGAAGGGCCAGUCUUAUCAUUGCAGAUGAUAGGCGGAGAUCGACUCAGGCCGAGAUCAGACGGCCGAGCGUGAGCGAAUUGGAGUCGAAGCCGUCGACUCCUCUCAAGGGCCUGGGACCCCCCGGGACUCCGGCUGCCAUCGUCGAUGCGCUGGAGAAGUACACCUGCGUUGAAGGCGAUAAUGCUUUCAUCACCGUUGGGGUCGAGGGCAACCCUGCACCCAGUUUCAAAUUCUACAAGGGAAUCACGGAGAUCCAAGAAAGCGGCCGUUAUAAAUUCAUCACAGAUGGAGAGACGAACACCAUCACGCUUUGCAUCAGAAAGACGAAGGCGAACGACGAGGACCCCUACACCGUGAACGUGUCCAACCCUCACGGCUCCGACUCGGCCGAAAUCAUGCUCUACAUCUCAGGUUCGGAGGGCAUGGACUUCCGAGCCCUGCUGAAGAGAAAGAGAUACUCCGAAUGGGACAAGGACAAAGGCGAUCCGGAUUGGGGAGACCUAAAAAAGACCGAAGAGGAAAAGAAACCAAUGCUGAAGCACGUCGAAAAGGCAUCGCGGAGAAACUCCCUGGCAGAGAUGAUUCCCGACUGGCCCAAGCUUACCAAAGUCCAGCAGUCGCAGUCUAUCGAGAAACAAGAGCAGUGGAUGAAGCCACUGGUGGAUUUGAACGUGAAGGAAGGGAAGGAGCCGAGGGCGACCUUGGAGGCCAUCUUCUCGAAGGAAAACUGCAAGGCCAGGUGGCGAUUCCGUACCGACGAGAUUUUCAGCGGACCAAGGUACAUGAUCACGAUGGAGGGGGCACUUCAUAGACUCGUGAUCGAAAAGCCGAAAUUGGACGAUACUGGCAAAUACACGAUUGAAUGCAUGGGGAUACCCUGCUCCGCUCAUCUCACAGUCGAAGAGCCGGAGCCUAUAUAUCACUUCAGCCGACCGUUAGAGCCGUUGAUCGACGGUUACUUGAACAAGGACCUGGAAUUAGAAUGUUCCGUGAACAACGGGAAAGCCAUGGUGCAGUGGUUCAGGGGGAAAAAGAGGAUCGAAGACUUGGAAAAGUUCGAUAUCAGCAAGGAUGUGCUGGGGAACUGCAAAUUGAUUAUUAAAAAUGCUCAAAUCGAGGACUCUGGGGAGUACUCGUGUCGGAUCUUCAAUCAGAAGGACAAAACGGUGGCCAAAGUCACCAUCAUCGAGAAAAUGUUCAAAAUCGCCAGACCCCUCCUCAGCAAGAUGGUGGUGGAGAGAGAAAAGGUGACACUGGACUGCGAGGUGGAUCACGCCGAAGCGAAGGUCACCUGGUUCAAGGGAGACCAGGAGCUCAAGGAGGACAAGAGGAUUAAAAUCGUCGUGGAGGGGAAGAAGAGGAAGCUGAUCAUCAAGGAGGCCAAGAUGGGGGAUGCCGGACAAUAUUUCGUGAAGACCAAUGCCGACUCCUCCGACGGCGAGCUCAUCGUGGAAUAUGCCAACAAGUUCUUGAAGAAACUACAAGACCAGAGUGUAUACGAGAGAGACAAGGUGAUCCUGGAAGUGGAAAUGCAGGAUCCCACAGCCGUCACCGAAUGGUUCUUCAACGGACAACUCAUCCAAGAAGGGGGAGACUUCGAGAUAAAGAACCUGGGCGGAGGGAAACAUCAGCUGAUCAUUGCAGCUGCGAAAGCAGAGCACGAAGGCGAAUGGAAAGUGGCAGUUAAGGACAUGUCUUGCUCGGCUCAAUUGAAAGUGGGUGAAGGGGAAAAAGCCCCCGUCAUUCAACUUGAAGGGGACAUCGAAGGCCCUUGUGACCGACCCCUGCUCUUCUCUGUACCUUACAAAAUCUUCGGACACAGACAGUCCCAGGUCGAAGCGAAGCUGGUGAAAGAUGGGAAGCCGCUGAGUCUGAAGGACGUGGAAGUCGUGGUCAAGGAAGAUCGGGUCGAUUACCGAUACAAGAAGCCGCUGAGAGAACUCUCGGGGCUCUAUCAGAUCAAACUCUCCAAUGCCAGGGGAGAGGAUGUGAAAGAUGUCACUAUCACCAUGCAAGACGUGCCGAGUAUACCAUUAGACGUGGAAGUAAAGGACAUUUUCCACAACCGUUGCACGCUGUCGUGGAAGCCGUCAAAGGACGACGGAGGAACCCCCAUCAUCCAUUACGCGGUGGAAAGGCAAGACAUGGGCGUGAAGGGAGGCUGGUACACGGUGCACGAACUCUCCCCGGAGCACCCGUGUAAUUUCACCUGCACCGACCUCACGGCGAGGAAGGAGUACAAGUUCAGGAUCCGGGCCAUGAACAAGCUGGGUGGGUCGGAACCCGCAGUCUACCCCAAGGUCGUCCUGGCCAAGGAUCCCUGGGACGAGCCGGGGAAAGUCGGAAACUUGGAAGUGGUCGAUUGGGACAGGAAACACGUGGAGUUGAAGUGGACGAAACCCGAGAGCGACGGCGGGGCUCCCCUCACGGGAUACGUGAUCGAGUACAAGGCGAAGUUCGACCGAGAAUGGCAGCAGGCCAUGUCGGUCCAAGGCGGAGACACCCUCACGGCUUCCGUCGAGGGCCUCAAAGAGGGCAGCACCUACGAAUUCCGGGUCAGGGCCGUGAACAAGGCCGGACCUGGAGAACCUUCCGACCCGACGAAACCCAUCAUCGUAAAGGACAGAUUCGUGAAGCCUUUCCUGAUCGACCAGCUGCAGAACAUCGUGAUCAAGAAAGGUAACAUCAUCAAAUUCGACAUCAAAUACGGCGGGGAACCCACACCGGCCGUCACUUGGAUCAAGGACGGAGAGGAACUCAUCAACAAAGGCGACAAGACGCUGGUGGAGGUGUACGACCAGAAGAAGAACACCAUCAUGACGGUGAGGAAGGCGGUGCGGGGGGACAGCGGGCGGUACACCCUCACGCUCAACAACAGCUUCAGGGACAUGAAGGGGACGUGCAGCGGGUCGGCCGAUGUCGUCGUCCUCGACAAGCCGUCGAUGCCCGGCGGUCCACUGGAAGCCGAAGAAGUCCGAGCGGACCACGUGGCCCUGAAAUGGCGGAGGCCCAAGGACACCGGCGGCGAACCGCUCCAGUGCUACAUCAUCGAAAAGAUGGACCUGGAAACCGGACGAUGGGUGUUGCCGGACAAGGAGAAGUUCACCGUCACGGGCCUAACGGCGAAGAAGAAGUACAAAUUCCGGGUGAAAGCCGUGAACAAGGAAGGGGAAUCUGAUCCCUUGGAAACGGAUGCCAUCGUGGCCAAGAAUCCUUACGACGAGCCCGGGGCACCCGGCAGACCCGAGAUCGUGGACUACGACAACAAACGAGUGGACCUGAAGUGGGCCCCGCCAGAGAGCGACGGCGGCCGCCCCAUCCUCCACUACCUCGUGGAGAUGAAGGACAAAUUCGCCCCCGAUUGGAUCCAGGUGAAGCAGACCCCCGACAGCAAGCCGGAGAUCACCGUCGGCGGAUUGAAGGAGAACAUGAUCUACGCCUUCAGGGUGAAGGCCGUGAACAAGGCCGGCGUCGGGGAACCGUCUCUUCCCACCGACAAUCAUCUCUGCAAGCACAGAAACCUGAAACCGUACAUCGAACGGGAGAACCUGAAGAACGUGACGAUCAAAGUGGGCCGAAAUCACAAGUGGUCCGCGGACGUGAAGGGGGAGCCGCCCCCGAGCAUCACGUGGGUCUGGCGGGACGAUAUCCCUCUGACGGAUUCGGAGAGGAUCAAGGUCUCGAACGUGGAUUAUCACACGGAUUUUGGGAUCCUCAAGUGCCUGAGAAAGGACGCGGGGAAGUACAAGGUGCCCUUGCAAUAUGCCGCUGAUGCCAUAACGUAUACUGAAGGUGGCGAUCCGAACAUGGCGAUAGAUUGGUAUAAAAAAGCCAUGGAAGUGCAACGUACCGAUGAGCCCGGGAAGCCGGGGACUCCGGAGAUCGUGGAUUACGACAAUUGCAGCGUGGACCUGAAGUGGACCAAGCCGAAGAACGACGGCGGGGCCCCCAUCGAGAAAUACAUCAUCGAAAAGAAAGACAGGUUCAAACCGGAAUGGGAAAAAGCCUGCGAAGUGCCAGGGGAGCAGCUCGAGGCCCACGUGCCGGACCUCAAAGAACGUUCCGAGUUCCAGUUCCGGGUUCGGGCCGUGAACAAGGCCGGGCCGUCGGAGCCGUCCGACCCGACCAACAUGCAUCUCGUCAAGCACCGAUCCCUGAAGCCGCGGAUCGACCGGACGAACCUGAAGCAGACGACGCUGAAGGCCGGGAAAGCGGUGAAGUUCGACGUGAACAUCAAGGGCGAGCCCCCGCCGAAGGUCACCUGGAUCUUCAAGGACCAAGAGGUGAUCUCGACGGGGAACCUGGAAAUCGUGAACGUGGACUACAACACGAAAUUCAACCUGACGGACGCACAGCGGAAACAGAACGGGAUUUACCUCAUCAGGGCGGAAAACGAACACGGGAAAGACGAGGCCGAAGUCGAAAUAAUCAUUCUUGCCGCGCCCGGGAAGCCGAAGGGACCGUUGAAGGUCAAGGACGUGACCGCCAAGAAAUGCACCGUCCAGUGGGGGAAACCCGACGAUGACGGCGGGAAACCCAUCACGGCCUACGUGGUGGAGAAGCUGGACACAAAGACGGGCCGGUGGAUGCAAGCCGGCCGGACCGGACCCGAGGAGCUGGAAUUCGAGGUCCCAGGACUCCAGGAAGGCCACGAAUACGAAUUCAGGGUCAAGGCUGUCAACGAGGAAGGGGAAUCCGAGCCACUUCAGACUGAUCGCCCCGUCAUGGCGAAGAAUCCUUAUGAUCCACCCGGAAGACCCGGAUGCCCCGACAUCGAGGACUGGGACGUGGACCGAGUGGACCUGAAAUGGGAGGCCCCCAAGUCCACCGGCGGCGCCCCGAUCACCGCCUACAUCGUCGAAGCGAAGGAGCGCUUCACCGGCGACUGGGAAGAAAUCUUCACCUCGGACGGCCCGGACUGCAAGUGCCGCGUGCCCGGCCUCAAAGAAGGCCACACCUAUCAAUUCAGGGUCAAGGGCGUGAACAAGGCCGGCCCCGGUCAGCCCUCGGAAGCGACGAAACCGCACGUUGCCAAGGCCCGAUUCCUGAAGCCUCACAUCAACCGGGACAAGUUGAAGCCGAUCACGGUGAGGGCCGGGACGGUGGUCCGGUUCGAGGUGGACGUGAAGGGGGAGCCGCCGCCGGAGAUCUCCUGGAUCUUCAAGAAGGAGACGCUGAAGCCGGACGCGAGGCUGAAGAUCGAGAACGAGGAUUACAACACGAGGUUCGUGUUGGCGGAGACGGCGAGGCGGGACACGGGGAAGUACACGGUGUUUGCGCAGAAUUCGUCUGGGACGGACGAGGCGGAGGUCGAGGUUACCGUACUCGACAAGCCGGGGAAACCGGAGGGACCGCUCGAUAUCGUCGACGUCCACAAGGAGGGAUGCAAACUGAAGUGGCGGCCGCCGAAGGACGACGGGGGUCUUCCGCUGGAAGGAUACGUCCUGGAGAAGAUGGACGUGAUCACGGGGAAAUGGGUCCCGGCGGGACGAGUGGGACCGGACGCGACCGAGGCCGAGAUCAAGGGACUGGAGCCGGGACACAAGUACGAAUUCAGGGUGAAGGCCGUGAACGAGGAGGGGGAGUCGGAGCCCCUCGAGGCCGACAGGGCCAUCGUCGCCAAGGAUCCGUACGUGAUUCCUGGGGCGCCGGGCAUCCCGGACAUCGUCGAUUGGGACGAACACAUGGUCAAACUCAAGUGGGAUCCCCCCGUCAAGGAUGGAGGCUCUCCCAUUACAGGUUACGUGAUCGAGAUGAGAGACAAAUACGGCGGGAACUUCAAGAAAGCGGCGGAAGUCCGCGGAAACGUGUGCAAGGGCGAGGUGAAAGGCCUGGAAGAAGGGAACAAGUACGAGUUCCGGGUACGGGCCGUGAACAAGGCCGGGCCCGGGGACCCGUCCGAGGCGACGAACCCGCACACGGCGAAGGCGCGAUUCCUGAAGCCGAGGAUCGACCGGACGAACCUGCAGAACGUGGUCGUGAAAGUGGGCCAACAGGUCGUCUUCGACGUGGACAUCAUCGGAGAGCCCCCGCCCGAAGUGACCUGGAUCCUCAAGGAUCAGGUGCUGGGGACCGAGGACCAACGCCAGAUCAACAACAUCGACUAUCACACCAAUUUGAUCCUCUUCCGCGCGUCCCGGAAGGACAGCGGGAAGUACCGAAUCCUCGCGAAGAACAGCCAGGGAGAGGACGAGGCAGAAGUGGACGUGACCGUCCUCGGCCCACCCGGGACGCCGGAAGGACCCCUGGACGUAUCCGAGGUCCGGAAGGACGGCUGCCACCUCAAGUGGAAGAAGCCUCAAGACGACGGCGGAUCCCCGAUCGAAUAUUACGAGAUCGAGAAAAUGGACAUGAACACGGGCCAGUGGAUCCCAUGCGGCCGAUCCGUCGGCCCCGAGGCCGACAUCCAGGGCCUCCAAGAGGGAAAGAAUUACAAGUUCAGGGUGAAGGCCGUGAAUUCCGAGGGCGAAUCGGAGCCUCUCGUCACGGAUAAAUCGAUCCUCGCCAAGAAUCCCUUCGAUCCCCCGAGCAAGCCGGGUCGACCGGACGUGACGGACUGGGACGCAGACCACAUCGACCUCGCCUGGUCCGCCCCGAAGGACAACGGCGGGGCUCCCAUCGAGAAGUACGUGAUCCAGAAACGCGACAAGGGACUCGGCGGCGGAUGGAUCACUUGCAUGAGUGUUCCGGUGGCGCCUUACAUCGAUCGCAAGAACCUGGGCCCCAAGGUGAUCAAGUCCGGGGAAAUGCUUCGCAUCGAGGUGGACGUGAAGGGUGAACCCCCCCCGGCCAUCACGUGGAUCCUCAACGGACAAGAACUGAAGUCGGCGGACAGGUUGAGGAUCGACAGCGAGGACUAUCACACGACGUUCAUCAUCACGAAAGGGUUCCGGAAGGACACGGGGAUCUACACGAUCGUGGCGAAGAACGAGCACGGCAUGGACGAGGUCCAACUGGAUCUCACCGUCCUCAGCAAGCCGGGGAAGCCGAAGGGCCCCCUCAAGGUGACGGACGUGACGGCGGAGAGCGUGAACCUGAAAUGGGAGAAGCCGGAGGACGACGGAGGGGAGCCGAUCGACCACUACGUGGUGGAGAGGAUGGACACGGACACGGGGCGGUGGGUCCCGGUCACCACCACCAAGACGCCGGAGGCGCACGUCCCCGGAUUGCUGGAAGGAAAGGAAUACAAAUUCCGGGUGAAGGCAGUGAAUGCAGAAGGGGAAUCCGAACCGCUGGAAACGGAAAGAGGCAUCAUCGCCAAGAAUCCUUUCGACGAGCCAGGGAAGCCGGGUAAACCCCAGGCGAAGGACUGGUCGGCGAAACACGUGGACCUGAAAUGGACUCCCCCGAAGGAGGACGGCGGGGCCCCCGUCACGUCCUACAUCGUGGAGAAGAAGGACGCACUCAGCACGAAGUGGCAGAAGGCGGUGGAGGUGAUCGGGGACAAGUGCGAGGCGAGGGUCCCCGAUCUCAUCGAGGGGAUGCAGUACGAGUUCAGGGUGAAGGCGGUGAACAAGGCGGGGCCGGGCGCGCCCUCUGAGGCCUCUGACGUCAUCACUGCCAAAAACAGAUACAUGGCUCCCAAGAUCGAUCGGUCGACGAUGAAGGCGGUGACGGUGAGAGCCGGACAGAUGGUCAAGCUGGACGUGAAAGUGUCCGGCGAGCCCCCUCCGUCCAAGACGUUUUUCCACAACAAGGAGAAGCUCGAGUCCAAGGAAGAGGCGAGGAUCGACACCGAGGAUUACAAGAUCAAGCUGACGAUCCCGGUCUCGAAGCGAUCCGACACCGGCACGUACUUGCUGAAGGCGGAAAACAGCUCUGGCAAGGACGAGGCCGAAGUCGAAGUGAACGUCUUGGACAAGCCCGGGAAACCCGAAGGCCCCCUGAAGAUCUCGGACGUGCACAAAGAAGGCUGCAAACUGAAAUGGAAACCCCCGUUAGACGAUGGCGGCUGCCGGAUCGAGCAGUACGUCGUGGAGAAACAAGACACGGAAACCGGUCGCUGGGUGCAGGUGGCUCGAACGAAAGAUCCACAGAUGGAAGUGGAAGGCCUCACUCCCGGCCAGGAAUACAAAUUCAGGGUCUCUGCCGUGAAUGCCGAGGGAGAGUCGGAGCCCUUGGAGGCCGACCAGGCCAUCGUGGCCCGAGACCCCUACGACCAACCGGGCGCGCCUGGGUUGCCCGAGGCCACGGACUGGAGCAAGGACUUCGUGGACCUGAAAUGGGAAGCCCCCGUGCAAGACGGAGGAUCCCCGAUCGUGGGCUACGUGAUCGAGAAGCGAGAAGCCGGCACGGGCCGCUGGGUGAAGGCGGCCGACAUCCCCGGCCCGCUCUGCCAGGGCAGGGCCGAGGACCUCGAAGAGGGUCAGAGUUACGAAUUCCGCGUGAGGGCCGUGAACGCCGCGGGGCCGGGUGACCCGUCUCCUCACACCAAGCCCAUCACGGCCAAACUCAGGAAGAUGGCGCCGAAGAUCGACCGGAAGACGCUGCACAACGUGACCGUGAAAGAGGGCGAGCCGAUCAUGUUCAACGUGAAGAUCAAGGGCGAACCGCCGCCCGACGUCUUCUGGGCCUUCAAGAGCAAGCCGAUCGAGGACUCCAAGGAGAUCCGCAUCGAGAACGUCCCUUACAACUCCAAGUUCUUCAUGGACAGCCCCGUGAGGGCGAACACUGGGAUCUACACCAUCACGGCGACCAACAAGCACGGAUCCGACACCGCCGAGGUCGAGGUCACCAUCAUCUCCCGGCCGGGGAAACCGGAGGGACCGCUGGAAGUCCUCGACGUCCACAAAGAAGGCUGCAAACUGAAAUGGAAGCCGCCCAAGGACGACGGAGGAGAGCCCGUCGAAGGCUACGUGGUUGAGAAAUUCGACCCCGACAUCGGGAUCUGGAUCCCGGUCGGGAAGACCUCGGAGCCGGAGAUGGAGGUGACCGGCCUCACUCCCGGACACGAGUAUAAAUUCAGGGUUAAAGCGAUUAAUAAAGAAGGGGAAUCGGAGCCGCUGGAGACGCUGGCGCCGAUCGUGGCGAGGGACCCGUUCAGUCCCCCGGGCGCGCCUGGGAUCCCGGCGCCGGACGACUGGAGCAGCAACCACGUGGAGCUGGUGUGGGACCCGCCGGAUUCGGACGGCGGGUCACCCAUCACGGGAUACAUCAUCGAGAAGAAAGACAAAUACAGCAUUUACUUCGAGAAGGCGGAAGAGACGAACACGCCGGAAUGCAGAGGAAUCGCGAGGCAGCUGGUCGAGGGCCUGGAGUAUGAAUUCCGGGUUCGGGCCGUGAACAGGGCCGGGCCUGGUGAACCCUCGCUUCCUUCAAAGACUUUCGUCCCCAAACCGCGAUUCUUGGCGCCUCGAAUCGACCGUCGGUGCUUGGGCGACGUGACCAUCCGGACCGGAACGAGCCUGAAAUUCGACGUGAGCAUCACGGGUGAGCCGCCCCCGAAGGUGGAAUGGACCGUGGACGGCCGCCUCAUCCGCGACGGCGACCGCGUCCAACUCGCGAACGUGGACUACAACAGCAAGCUCGCGAUCCGCAAGUGCAAGCGAGCCGACGCGGGCGAGUACACGAUCGUCGCCACGAACAGCAGCGGCCGCGACUCCGUCACCGUGACCGUGAACGUGCUGGACAAGCCCGGCAAGCCCGAGGGCCCCCUGCAGGUCUCGGACGUCCACAAGGAAGGCUGCAAGCUGAAGUGGAAGCGGCCCAAGGACGACGGCGGGACCCCCAUCGAAUACUACGAGGUGGAGAAGAUGGACCCCGAGACCGGAGUCUGGGUCCCGUGCGGACGAAGCAGAGAGCCCAACCUGGAGGUGACUGGGCUGACCCCGAACAAGGAAUACAAAUUCCGGGUGAUGGCCGUGAACAAGGAAGGGGAAUCUGAGCCCCUCGAGACCUCGGAGGCGAUCGUCGCCAAGAAUCCGUUCGACGAACCAGGCAAGCCAGGAAACGUGAAGGUGAAAGACUGGGACAAAGACCACGUGGACCUCGCCUGGACCCGCCCUCUCUCCGACGGCGGCUCCCCCAUCACCGGCUACAUCAUCGAAAAGAAAGACAAAUACGGCGAUUGGGAGAAGGCGCUGGAGGUUCCCGGCGAGCAGACGUCCGCCCGCGUCCCGGACCUCCUCGAGAACCAGCCGUACGAGUUCCGCGUUCGCGCCGUGAACGCGGCCGGGCCCGGGGAACCCUCCGACCCGACCGACACGGUCGUCACGAGGGCGAGGAACGUGCCUCCCAAGAUCGACCGGACCAACCUCAUCCAAGUAAGGAUCAAGGCCGGACAAAACUUCACCUUCGACGUGAACGUGAGCGGCGAGCCCCCCCCGACGAAGAAAUGGUACCACAGCAGCAAGGAGCUGAAGGCCGACGACCGGCACAAGCUCGUCGUCGAAGAUUACAAGAUCAAGCUCCUCGUCCGGAACGCCCAGCGGUCGGACACGGGGAAGUACACGCUCACGGCCGAGAACGCGAACGGGAAGGACUCCGCCGACGUGGAAGUCAUCGUCAUCGAUAAGCCCAGCCCCCCGACGGGCCCGCUGAACAUCUCCGACGUGACCGCGAAGAGCUGCAAACUCAAGUGGCGACCGCCUGCCGACGACGGCGGGACUCCCGUCGAGAGAUACGCCGUUGAGAAAAUGGACACAGUCACCGGUCGUUGGGUGCCGGUCGGCGAGACGAUCGGACCCGAGACGGAGAUGGACGUGCCGGACCUGCAGAAGGACCACGAGUAUAAGUUCAGGGUCUGCGCGAUCAACAGGCAGGGGAAGUCGGAUCCGUUGCAGGCGCAGCAGGCCGUCGUGGCGAAGAAUCCGUUCGGUGAGCCGGGGAAGCCGGGGACUCCGGAGAUCGCGGACUUCGACAAGGACUUCGUGGACCUGAAGUGGACUCCUCCCGCCCAGGACGGCGGGUCUCCCAUCACGGCCUACAUCAUCCAGAAGAAGGACAAAUACACUCCCGAUUGGGACAACGUGGCCGAGGUGAAGGGCGACGAGACGAGGGCGAAGAUCGAGGACCUCAUGCCGGGGAACACGUACGAGUUCCGCGUCGUGGCCGUGAACAAGGCCGGACCCGGGGAGCCGUCCGAUUCCACCGGACCGCACCUGGCCAGACCCAAAAACAUGGCGCCCAAGAUCGACCGGAACGCGAUGAUGGACCUGAAGGUGAAGGCGGGCCAGCCGAUCGUGUUCGAAGUCCCCGUCCAGGGCGAGCCCCCGCCGACGAAGACGUGGAUGUGCAACGGGAAGGAGAUCGCCGGGGAUCGCGUGAAGAUCGCCAACGAGGAUUACAAGACGAAGAUCCAGAUCUUCGACUCGGUCAGGGCCGAUUCCGGGGAGUUCACGCUCACGGCGAAGAACCGGAACGGGACCGACGCCUGCACCGUCAAGGUCACCGUCCUCGACGUCCCCGGGCCGCCUCAAGGGCCGCUGGCCGCACGGGACGUGAACAAAAACUCGUGCACGCUCUCGUGGCGACCUCCGAAGGACAACGGAGGAUCCGACAUCACGCACUACAUCGUCGAGAAAAUGGACACGGAAAACAUGCGAUGGGUCGCCAUCGGGGAACCCCUCGGCACUACUCAACGCGUGGACCACCUGGUCGAAGGCCACGACUACAAGUUCCGCGUCCGCGCCGUGAACCGCCAGGGCGAGUCCGCGAACCUGGUCACCUCCGAGGCGAUCACGGCCCAGGACCCCUUCACCCGGCCCGACAAGCCCGGUCGGCCCGAGGUCAUGGACUGGGACAAGGACCACGUGGACCUUCAAUGGACUUCCCCCAAGAGGGACGGCGGGGCCCCCGUCGAGACCUAUAUCAUCGAGAAGAAGUCCAAGUUCGGACCGUGGGAGAAGGCGAUGGAAGUGCCAGGCAACACGACGAAGGCGACCGUCCCGGACCUGGAGGAGGGCGAGACGUACGAAUUCCGCGUGGUCGCCGUGAACAAGGCCGGGAAGGGGGAUCCGUCCGACCCGUCAGAGGCUGUCCUCUGCAAGCCCAGGCGAUUGGCCCCGUCGAUCGACAAGGCCGCCCUGGAGGACCUGAUCGUGAAAGCCGGUCAGCCGAUCCGGUUCGAAAUUCCCAUCCAGGCCGCGCCGAAACCGAAGGCCAGUUGGACCGCCGACGGGAGAGCCAUCUCGAAGGAGAAGGCCGACAUAAUGGUUCUGGAGAAGAAGACGACCUUCGAGAUCCCCGUGUCGGUCAGAGGAGACUCCGGUCGGUACACGUUGACGCUCGAGAACGAAGUCGGAUCCUGCUCCGCUUCGGCCAACGUCAAAGUCAUCGACCGGCCGGGGAAGCCGGAAGGCCCGCUAUCCGUCACGGACGUGACGAACGAAAGCGUGAAGCUGACCUGGCGACCCCCCAAGGACGACGGCGGCUCCCCCAUCAGCCACUACGUGAUCGAGAAGAUGGACGUGACGCGGGGCAGCUGGGUGGAGGCGGGGACGACGUCCCUCACCUCCACCGACGUCCCGGGCCUCGUCCACAUGAAGGAAUACAUGUUCAGGGUGAAGGCGGUGAAUACGAUGGGGGAGUCCGAGCCGCUCGACACGGAUGGGAGCGUCGUCGCUAAGAAUCCUUACGAUUCGCCGGGUGCGCCGGGUCGACCCAAGAUCACCGACUGGGACAGCGACCACGUCGACCUCGAAUGGACGAAACCGAAGGACGACGGUGGCGCGCCCAUCACCGGUUAUAUCAUCCAGAAGAAGGAGAAAGGCUCUCCUUAUUGGCAGAAUGCCGUGCAGGUUCCUGCCGAUGAGACCAAGGGCACGGUACCGGACCUGACGGAGGGUGAGGAAUACGAAUUCCGAAUCAUCGCCCUGAACAAGAUCGGACAGAGCGAACCCUCCGAACCGUCCGACAUGAUCAUGGCCCGACCCAGAUACCUCGCCCCGAGGAUCAAGCGACCGCUGACCGACGUGAAGAUCAAGGCCGGCCAGAUCGUCCACAUCGAGGUCCACUUCGACGGCGAGCCCCCGCCCGACGUCAAAUGGACCGUGGACGGGAAACGGGAACUCAAGACGGACGAGAGGACCACCGUCACCGCCCUCGGCUACCACACCAUCGUGCACACGGUCAACGCCAAGCGCACGGACUCCGGGGAAUACAAAUUGGAGAUCACGAACACUUCUGGGUCGGAUUCGGAGACUCUCAAUGUCGUCGUGCUCGACAAGCCCGGUCCACCGCAAGGACCCCUUGGAAUCGACGAAAUCACGGCGAACAGCGUGACCCUGACAUGGAAGCCGCCCAAAGACGACGGAGGCUCGGAAAUCACAGCGUACAGCGUGGAAAAGCGCGACCUGACCCACGGCGGCGGUUGGGUCCCGGCCGUGACCUACGUUGACCCCCGGAAGACCACGGUCCAGGUCCCGAGGCUGGCCGAGGGGACCAAGUACGAAUUCCGCGUUCGGGCCGAGAACCUGCAGGGGAAGUCGGAGCCUCUCGAGGGAGAGAAUCCCAUCGUCGCCAAGAAUCAAUUCGACGUGCCGGGGAAACCGGGUCGGCCGGAGGCUGUGGAUUCGGACAAGGACUUCAUCAAGAUCAGGUGGACGCCCCCGUCGAACAACGGCGGAUCGCCGCUCAUCGGCUACGACGUCGAGAGGCGAGAGGUCCUCACGGGGCGGUGGAAGAGGAUCAACAAGGACCCGGUCCCGAGGACGGAUUACACGGACGAGAGGGUGCACGAGGGGCACCAGUACGAGUACAGGGUGAUCGCGAGGAACGCGGCGGGGCCGGGGAAACCGUCGGAUCCGUCGCAUCCGUUCGCGGCGAGGCCGCUCAAAGAGGCGCCGUCGCUGAACCUGGACGGGCUGCUCGGGAGGAAGAUCAAGGUCAGGGCCGGGGAUCCGAUCCUGGUCGAGAUCCAGGUCGGGGGAGCACCCACGCCCACCGUCGAAUGGACCAAGGACAAGGAAAAGCUCCAGAGCGUUCCUCGUCUCCUGCUGGACCACCGCGACGGCCGCGCCAAGCUCCACAUCCCCAUCACGAAGCGAGACGACUCCGGCACCUACGGCAUCCGCGCGACCAACCCCCACGGCGAGGAAUCGGCCGACGUCCACGUCCUGGUCGUCGACCGGCCGGGCCCGCCCAAGGGCCCUCUCACUUACACGGCCAUCAACGGCGAUCAGAUCUCGUUGGCCUGGAAACCGCCCGACGACGACGGAGGCGCCGAGAUCUCCGGCUACGUCAUCGAGAAGAUGGAAAUCGGAACCGACGUCUGGAAGCAAGUGCCCGGCUUCUGCCCCGGAACGGCGUUCACGGUCAAAGGACUGGAACAGAACAAGAAAUAUAACUUCCGGGUGAGAGCCGAGAACAUUUACGGGACCAGCGAUCCCCUGACGGGAAAACCGGUCGAGGCCCGGAGCCCGUUCGACCCGCCGGGCCCGCCGGGGAAGCCCGAGGUCACUUCUUACAGUCCCAGCUCUUGCGGACUCGAGUGGACCCCGCCCACUCACUCUGGAGGAAAGCCUGUCAUCGGAUAUUUCAUCGAAAAGAGAGAACGCGGCGGCGAAUGGAGUCGAGCGAACACGUUCCCGACCCCGAACACGAGCUACACCGUGACAGGCCUUCUAGAAGGCCACCGGUACGAGUUCCGCGUCGUGGCCGUGAACGAGGCCGGGCCAGGCGCCCCCUCCGAACCCACCGAGCCCAUCACGGCCAAAGUCCAGAAAUUCGCACCGGACGCUCCGGACAUGCCCCGCGUGGACCGAAUCGGCAAGGACUUCGUGGAACUCAGCUGGAAGCCCCCCACGAACGACGGCGGCACCAAAAUCCGCGGCUACAUCGUGGAAAAGAAGCCCAAAGGAAGCGACAAGUGGGUCCCCGUCAACGAAUUCCCCACCCCUGACCUGACCUUCAAGGUCCCCGACCUCACCGAAGGCCAAGAGUACCAAUUCAGGGUCCGUGCCGUGAACGACGUCGGACCCUCCGCCCCGAGCCGACCGACAGCCGCCGUGACGGUGGAAGAGCAGCCGGACAAGCCGCGAAUCGACCUGGGCGCCGUGAGGGACAUCACGGUGAAGGCCGGCGAGGACUUCUCCAUCCACGUCCCCUUCACGGCCUUCCCCAAGCCCACGGCGUCGUGGUUCAACAACGAUGCCGUCCUGGACGAUGGGGAUUCAAGGAUCCACAGACAGCUGGGCGACGAUUUCGCCAGCCUCGUCGUGAAGAACGCCAAGCGAACCGACGAGGGCCAAUACCGGCUCCAGCUGCGAAACGACGCCGGCUACGACAACGCGACCUUGAGGGUGAAGGUCCUCGACCGGCCGGGCCCGCCGAGGAACCUCAGGGCGGACGACUUCCAGGGCGAGAGCCUCACGCUGGUGUGGAACCCGCCGCUGGACACCGGCGGGGUGCCCAUCAGCAAUUACCUCUUGGAGAAGAGAGAGCCGAGGCAGAAGGACUGGGUCAAGGUGAGCAAUUAUUGCACGCCGACCAACAUCCGAGUGAGGAACUUGGUGAUCGGGAAGGAAUACGAAUUCCGGGUGAUGGCGGAGAAUCAGUACGGGACGUCGGAGCCGUGCUCCACGAUCGAGCCGAUCAGGGCCAGGUUCCCGUUCGAUCCGCCGGGACCGCCGGGAACGCCCCUGGCGAUGGAGACGACGGAGGACAGCAUCACGAUCCAGUGGACUCGGCCCAGGACGGACGGUGGGUCGCCGGUGCAGGGUUACAUCAUCGAGAAGAGGGAGCAGGGAACCGAAUUCUUCACGAGGGCUAAUCAUGCGCUCGUUCCGGAACUCAACUACAGGGUGAUCAACUUGACGGAGGGGCGUGAGUACGAAUUCCGCGUGGCUGCCGUGAACGCUGCCGGGCAAGGUCCGUAUUCCGCCAAUUCCGAGCCCAUCCGAUGCCAGGCUCCGCCGUGCGCCCCGAAGAUCACGAGCGACCUGAGCAUCCGCGACAUGACCGUGAUCGCCGGCGAAGAGUUCACGAUCACCGUCCCCUUCGUGGCGAGCCCCAAGCCCACCGCCGCCUGGACCAUCGACGGCGUCGACGUCCUCCCGGACGACCGGAUCAAGUUCGACACCUCGGCCACCGCCACGGUCUUCCUCAACAAGUGCGCCAACCGGAAGGACUCCGGGAAGUACACGAUCAAGCUGACCAACUCGGAGGGAUCCGACUCGGCCUCGUGCAAGGUCACCGUCGUCGAUAAGCCGUCCCCGCCUCAAGGGCCUCUGGACAUCGGGGACAUCACCCCGGAGACGUGCUCCCUCACGUGGAAGCCCCCGCUGGACGACGGGGGAUCGCCGAUCACGAAUUACGUCGUCGAGAAACUCGAUCCUUCGGGGGUGUGGGUGAAAGUGAGCAGUUUCGUGAGGAACUGCAGGUACGAGGUGAUGGGGCUGGAGCCGAACAAGAAAUACAGUUUCCGUAUCCGGGCCGAGAAUCAAUACGGGAUCAGCGAGCCUCUGACGAGCGAAUCGCCGAUCACGGCGAAAUUCGCGUUCACGGUGCCGGAUCCGCCCGGGAAGCCGAAGAUCACGGAUUCGGACGUGGCUUCGGUGUCGUUGACCUGGGAGAAACCGCUGAGCGACGGCGGGUCUCGGAUCCAGGGUUACCGGCUGGAAUACCGCGACGUCGUCGAGGAUCGCGACUGGCGACCCGCGAGCGAAUAUCUCAUCAAGGACACGCGAUUCACCGUCUACAAUCUUCUUCCGGAUCAUCAGUACGAGUUCCGGGUGAAGGCGAAGAACGCGGCGGGGCUCUCGAAGCCCUCUCCGCCGUCGACGACCUUCAAGUUGAAGGCGAAAUUCGGGCCGCCGGGGCCGCCGGGGACCCCCGACGUGGUCAAGGUGGGCCGAAACUACGUGGACCUGAAGUGGACCCCACCGGCUUACGACGGCGGCAGCCGGAUCACCGGCUACGUCAUCGAAAAGAGAGAAUGCGGCUCCGCCGUGUGGAACAAGGCCAACGAAUACAACGUGACGGACUGCGAAUACACCGCCAUGUAUCUGAUGGAAGGAAAGGACUACGAGUUCCGAGUGUUCGCGGUGAACGCCGCGGGAAAGGGCGAGCCCAGCAUGUGCACGACCCCCGUGAAAGUGUGCGAAGUCCUCGGCGGCGAAAAGCCCGAGUUCGUCCGCACCCUGCGGAACCAGGGCCGCCCGCUGCACAAGACCGCGACGCUCGAGUGCGAGGCGACCGGGAAGCCGGAGCCCAAGUCCCGCUGGCUCAAGAACGGCCGCGAAUUCGCGCUCGGCGGACGCGUCACCGCGGACGAGAAGAACGGCGUCUUCACGCUCACCAUCCACGACGUCUGGGAGAUGGACGAAGGCGAUUACACCUGCGAGGCGAGCAACCCGCUCGGGUCCGUCCACACCACGGCUCGACUCAAGAUCGGAGUUCCUCCGCGAAUCGAGAGGAUCCCCGACGACCUGUACUUACCGGAAGGCGACAACACGAAGGUCAAGAUCUACUUCUCGGGCGACCACCCGAUGGAAGUGACCUUGUUCAAGGACCGAUCGGAGCUGAGCGAGACGCCGCACCUCAAGUACACGGUGUUCGACGAGUACCUCAUCGUCUUCAUCAAGGAGAUCAAGGACACGGACGCCGGGACCUACACGGUGAACGUGAAGAACGACAGCGGGGACGUCUCCGCUUCCUUCAACGUCUUCAUCACGGGUCUACCAGGUCCCCCGAUCGGCCCCCUGGACGUCUCAGACAUCGACCGACACACCUGCACCCUGCACUGGAAGCCCCCCGCAUACGACGGCGGGGUCAAGAUCACCCACUACCAGGUGGAGCGAAAGGACAUCACCCACGUGCACUGGGUCAUCGUGUCCAGCUUCUGCAAGGACACCACGUGCUUGGUCCAGGGGUUGACCGAGGGUCAGGAGUAUCUGUUCCGCGUCAUGGCCGUCAAUGAGAACGGCAUGAGUCAGCCGCUCGAGGGAAUCAAUCCCAUCAAGGCCAAACCGCCCUUCGACCCACCGACUGCCCCGGGGAUCCCCGUCGUGACGGAAGUCGGCGGCGAUUUCGUGAACCUGCUGUGGGAGAAGCCGGAAUCCGACGGUGGGUCCAGGAUCCAGGGCUACUGGAUCGACAAGCGGGAAGUGGGCUCGGCGACGUGGCAGCGGGUCAACCAGAUCAUCUGCGCCCCCAACCAGAUCAACAUCUCGAAUCUCAUCGAGGACCGGCAGUACGAGUUCCGGGUGUUCGCGCAGAACGAGGCGGGUCUCUCGCCGCCGUCCUCCAACUCCGGCUCCGUCAAGAUCAAGGAUCCCACACGUAUGAUGGAUCUUUGGGAAUUUAUUCAUAUCGCAUCCCAUCCGCCGGAGAUCUUGGAGCCUCUCAAGAAUGUGGCAGCGACCGAGAACAAAAAGGCAGAAUUCCGCUGCCGAAUCACGGGCAACCCCAUACCUCACAUCACCUGGUACAAGGGCGCUCGCGAGCUGGUGCAGUCGGCGAAAUACCACAUGCUCAAGGACGGGGACACGUACAUCCUGACCAUCCACGACGUGUACGGAGAAGACGCGGACGAGUACGUGUGCCGAGCCACGAAUCGCGUCGGCGUCAAGUCCACUCGCGCCGAACUCUCGAUCCGAACCGCGCCGAAGAUCAACGUUCCUCCGCGGUUCCGGGACACGGCGUUCUUCGACCGGGGCGAGAACAUCGAGAUCAAGAUCCCGUUCACCGGGAAUCCGAGGCCGAAGAUCCAGUGGUCCAAGGAAGGAGAGGUCAUCGAGUCCGGCGCUCACUACCACGAAAGGCACGCGAUCCUGACGAUCCGAGACGUGACGAAAGUGGACAGCGGACCCUACCGACUCGUCGUGGAAAACGAACUCGGCAUGGACUCGGCCAUCAUCAAGAUCCAAAUCAGCGACCGCCCGGACCCGCCGCGUUUCCCGGCGGUGGACCAGGUGUUCCAGGACUCGGUGGCCCUGUCGUGGAAGCCGCCGUUGUGGGACGGAGGCUCCCACAUCACAAAUUACAUCAUCGAGAGGAAGGAGCAGCCCAUGUCUUCCUGGAUCCGGGCCGGCCACACCAGAUUGACUGGUUUUCAGGUGACUGGUCUCAGUCCAGGGAAGACCUACGAGUUCCGGAUCCUGGCCGAGAACAUCUACGGGCGAAGUGACCCCAGUGACCCCACCUCGUCCACCAAGAUCCCCGACAAGGGCAAGAAGGAGAAGCCCAAGAGAAAAUACGAAGUCGACGAGACCGGGAAGAAGAUUCGAGGCCGGGCAGACGAGAAGGUCAAGGAUUAUGACCAAUUCGUGUUCGACAUCUACUCCCGCUUCAUCCCUCAACCCGUCGAGAUCAAGACGGACUCGGUCUACGACCACUACGAGAUCCUGGAGGAGAUCGGGACGGGGGCGUUCGGGGUGGUCCACAGGGCGAGGGAGAAGAGCACGGGGCACAUCUACGCGGCCAAGUUCAUCCCCGUGUCCCAUCCGAUGGAGAAGGCGCUCAUACGGAAGGAGAUCGAUAUCAUGAAUCAGUUGCAUCAUCCGAAGCUCAUCAAUUUGCACGACGCGUUCGAGGACGACGACGAGAUGGUCCUUGUAUACGAAUUUCUGUCCGGCGGGGAGCUGUUCGAGAGGAUCACGGCCGAGGGGUACCAGAUGUCGGAGGCCGAGGUCGUCAAUUACAUGAGGCAGAUAUGCGAGGCGGUGAAGCACAUGCACGAGAAGAAUAUCAUUCAUCUGGACAUCAAACCGGAGAACAUAAUGUGCCAGACGGCAACGAGCACGAACGUGAAGGUGAUCGACUUCGGGCUCGCCACGCGCUUGGACCCGAACGAAGUCGUCAGGAUUUCGACGGGAACGGCGGAAUUCGCGGCGCCGGAAAUCGUCGAGCGAGAGCCCGUCGGCUUCUACACCGACAUGUGGGCCGUCGGCGUCCUCGCCUACGUCCUGCUGAGCGGGCUGUCGCCGUUCGCCGGGGACAACGACAUCGAGACCCUGCAGCACGUGAAGGCCUGCGACUGGGACUUCGACGAAGACGCCUUCGCCAACGUCUCCAACGAGGGCAAGGACUUCAUCAGGAAACUCCUCGUCAAGAACAAAGAGCAACGGAUGACAGCGCACGAGUGCCUGGUUCACCCGUGGCUGAAGGGCGUGGAGAAGCUGGGAGACGAAGGGCAGUUGAGGAGCCAGAGGCAUCUGGCCUUCCGCGAUAAGAUCAGGGCGAGGAAUCCGAAUUGGGAUGCGUAUCUGUUGCCGAUCGGGAGGCUGGCGGAUCUGAGUUCGCUGAGGCAGCUUCAGGUCGACAAGUACAAGAUUCACGACUACUUCAUCGAUCGAAGGCAAGCAGCGCCGCGAUUCGUGAUCCGACCGCAGAGCACGUUCGCGUACGAGGGCCAGAGCGCGAAAUUCUCGUGCCGGGUCAUCGCCGUCGCGCCUGCCACCGUCACGUGGUACCAUCAGAACUCGGAGCUCAAGCAGAGCGUCAAGUACAUGAAGCGGUACGUGGGGAACGAUUACACGUUCGUCAUCAACCGGGUGAAGACGGACGACCGGGGCGAGUACAUCAUCCGGGCCGAGAAUCACUACGGAUACCGCGAGGAACCCGUUUUCCUCAACGUGCAACAUCGUGGUGGUGGCUCGGGAUGGGCGCACCGAGCGAUUCCCUCGUCCCAAGCCGUCGUCUUCGUUUGCAACACCGUUUAUCCCGAUUUCGAUUACUUGGAAGAACGUUUCGUUUCGUCGACGCGAUUAGCGGUGCCGUCAGAAACGCCGGCGUACAAGCCGGAGACGGGUCGCGUGAGACGACGCGAGGGCCUGCAAUACAAGAAACUCUGGGAAGACGAGAAGGAUUCCGCGCCGAAAUUCACCUUCUUGCUCCGACCUCGAGUGAUCCAGGUCGGACUGGCGGUGAAGCUCCUCUGCUGCCUCUCCGGGAAGCCCAUGCCCGACGUACGGCCGACUUCCUCUCGCUUUUCGCCUCCUCUCUCCUUCGACCUCCUCUCGCACUCCGCGGAUUCCGUCGUCUCUCUGCAGGUGAAAUGGUUCAAGGGAUCCCGGGAGCUGAGCAAGUACGAGUACUCGAUGAUGCACGUGGACGGCGUGGUGACGCUGGAGAUCCCGACCGUCCGGCAGGAAGACGCCGGGAAGUACAAGUGCGUCGCCACCAACUCCCUCGGCCAGGACGAGACCAGCUGCGUCGUCAUCGUCGAAGGUAGGACUGGCUUGCGGUUCGGACCGAUCCACUUCGCUCUUACGGGAAAAAAAAAGUCGACCGGAAGCAGACGGGACCGGAAUGAUGUAUCCGUGAACUCGUAUUUCUCAGGGGGUAAAGUGAAUCCGGAACAGUACGCUGAGCUGCUCAAAGAAGCCACUGCCAGAGAUCGACGAUUCGACCCGUCGAAGCGCGUGCCCGUCUCUUCAUCGUCGGCGGGAGGGACGACGGACGACUACAGGCAGAAGACGAGCCAUGUGUCCUCGUCCCACGAGAGCCGCCACGAGAGCCGCCACGAGAGCCACCGCGAGAGCCUCCGCGAGAGCCGCCAAGAAUAUUCUUCCACGUCCACGAAGCAGGGCACUCAUAAAUCCUCAUAUUCGAGCUCGUCGAGUCGAGUGAAGGAGUCGUCGAGCAAGUACGGGACGUCGUCGGUGGAUGCUUACAAGGCGAAGAGAUACGGGAUCGCCCCGACGGGGAGCCCUGCCCGAUCGCGAACUGCCACGAAGGAACUCGAGCUCCCGCAAGAUUCACCGAUGAGCGCGCCGGAGUUCAUCCGGGGCCUGACGGACCAGACCGUCCGGGACGGGGACACCCUCUCGCUGAAAUGCUCCAUCAAGGGCGACCCGGAUCCCAGGGUGGAAUGGCUCAAGAACGGGGAGGCCCUGUCCUCGUCCGACAUCCUCGACCUCAAGUAUCGGUCGGGGGUGGCCACCCUCACCAUCAACGAGGUCUAUCCCGAGGACGAGGGCCUGUACGUGUGCAGGGCCACGAACACCCUCGGGACCAAGGAGACCAAGUGUCGACUCACGAUCACGCGAGCGAAAAACUUCGACGUGGUUUGGCUGCACAAUGACAAGGAGAUCAAGCCGAGCAAGGACUUCAAAUACUCGACAGUAGGAGACAAAUACAGCCUGGAGAUUGCGGAGAUUUUCCCAGAAGAUUCCGGUGUUUACACGUGCGAGGCCUUCAACGACGCCGGCGAGGCCUUCUCCACCGCUUCGCUCGUCGUCAAAGUGGCGAACGAGGAACCCCGGGGUCUCGUGAUCUUGAGGUUCCCUCAAAGCGUCACGGUUCGGGAGGGACAAUCCACUUCCUUCACCGUGGAGGCAGACACCCAGCCGCUGAAAGUGACGUGGACGAAGGACGGGAGGGCGAUCGACGAAGGGAGCACGCGCUUCAAGCUGACGCAGGAAGGGAAGAAGCGUUACACGUUGGAGAUCCAAGACACUCUCAUCACUGACAUCGGACAGUACGCGGUUCGGUUGACGGGCAAGAAGGGGGAGUCGCAGGCCGCCUUCGCCGUCAACGUCUUCUCUCGCGACGACCUCUGAAGAAAGGAAUUAAGACUUACAUCUCAUGUGAUUCGGGUGUACAGCGGAACGAGAGAGAAGGUUGUCAGUGUCACAUGACGGAAUGCAUCUGAGAAGAAAUUCUGUAACAAUGCUGCAAUAUUACACCUAUCUCUCUUUUCUUCCUCUUCAAUUUUUAUUUCUCCCCUUCCUCUCUCUAUCUUCCGUAACACCUCCUCCCCCCUGUCUCUCCUCAUGUCCUCAUUGUCUAGUAAUGUCCUCGUCGUGCCUGAGAGCCCCGUUUCUGUGAUCUUUGGUGCCAUGAAAAAAAAAGCCAUCUCUCUCCACUGACUUCCAUCGUUAGGAUAACAAGAUCGUCCUGGUGGAACGGGACUCUCAGUCGCGCAGUCUUUAAUAGAUCACCAUGUGCGUGCUGUUCGAUGAGCAAAGUAUAUAAAAUAAAAAGUGAU
Molecule: messenger RNA, 26705 nt
Organism: Darwinula stevensoni
Lineage: Eukaryota; Metazoa; Arthropoda; Ostracoda; Podocopida; Darwinulidae
Source: the annotation of a GenBank genome assembly